AUGUUAUCACGAAUAUCCAGCGCUUUGGGGUGUGGAGACAAAGAUUUAUCUGAUGAUUAUUUACCUGAAGAUAGUUGGCUAUCAGCAAGUGCUGAGGCUACUCCUUUCUUUGUAGUCCCUACACCAUCCUUACAGGAUGUCCUGCAAAAAAUUGGAAUUAGUCGAUGCAAAAAUGCACCUGAUUCCGAGUUUGACCUCCCUAAUGAUGACAUUUUGAUACUGUUUGGUCCCCCAGCAACGGCUUUUCAGAUACUUUUGUUCACUCCUUGUUUAUGCUGUGUUUUGACAGAUUUAAUAUUGGAACUAGUUGCCAACCAUUCUGCUUAUUCGGAGCAACUUCUUAAACAAUUUCGACAACCUAUUGGACUGGGUGCAUUAUUUAGUACCAAACAAACCUUUUCUGAUAUAUCUACACGUCUGAUAGAGUUAUUUCAAAUUGCUGAAGAACCGAGGGUCCAAGCAAAAAUUUUGGAAAUUCUUCCUGAUCUAGCAUCUUCACCUUGUUCUUCAGGGUGUAUACUGAGUGAUGAAGAUAGGUCUUUACUUGUUUUGCAGCUCAUCGACUUAUUUGACACAAUAUCUCUUGAGAAUCAACGCAGUUCACCAAAAGAAUGUAAUGCAAUUGUUUGUCUCAUUGAAUGUUUAACAAGCUUUUCGGUUCAAGGCGAGCUAACGGACCGACUAUAUACUGCUUGCUUUGAUCUUCUUGAUCGUUGUGGUGGCCGUGAUUUUUACUUUGAUUAUCUCCCUGUAAUAACUCGUUGUCUUCUUAUCAAUGGACCAGCUGUACCACAGACGUCAACUGAAUUAUCGAAGCUUGUUACACGGUUGCGUACCUUUUUUACUUUUGCUAAAUCAGGUUCGUUUGGUUCCACAGAUUCAAUUAAUUCUACACUUGUUGACCUCUUGCGAGUUGCGUUUCAGUUUAACCGAAAUAUCACAUCUGAAUGGGUACGUGUAAUUGGUCUGACGUGUCACACGUCAAAUUCUCCCUGUGACAAUACCGGUGAUUCUAGAUUGCAGAAUCAGGCCGUGCAAGAUUUUAUUGUUCUAUGCGUAGUUCUUAGUACCCCAACAAUGACAGCUCUUAAGAGUGGUGGCAGCUUAAGUUUACCUUCAGGUGAAUCUUUAAUCAAUGCUUAUUGUUCUUCUGAUUCAUCACACUACAAACGGUUGAAGAAAGAAGUCGUUUCUCUUGUCCGUCGUCUUUUAACAACUGAGAGACUCUUUUCGUUCAAUAAUAUCAAUGGUGAUAUUGAAAGAUUUUUAAUAGACUAUGGAGAAUUGCUAUUUUCUAGACACACUCGUCUCUUCCCAUCAUUUUCAUUUAUUAUAAACCAACUUAUCACAUCAGGAGAUACAUUGGUCUAUCUUUAUACAUGA
This is a messenger RNA of Heterobilharzia americana, 1383 nucleotides long. The record is from the annotation of a GenBank genome assembly. NCBI's taxonomy places the organism in Eukaryota, Metazoa, Platyhelminthes, Trematoda, Strigeidida, Schistosomatidae.